Messenger RNA from Vitis riparia (riverbank grape), 1891 nucleotides. Its product is annotated as phytochrome A-associated F-box protein. Gene Ontology annotation, molecular function: protein binding. The record is from RefSeq and is a predicted model, not a curated record. Lineage: Eukaryota; Viridiplantae; Streptophyta; Magnoliopsida; Vitales; Vitaceae. The coding region runs from base 233 to 1225 and encodes 330 amino acids. The transcript has 2 exons.
AGAACCCAUUAUUAAUAGAUUGUGGGGUUGGGCCUUGUGGCACGAGGAAGCAUUCACACGUAAGGAGCACAUAGGAUAUGCACAAAACCACAGAAUACCAUAAAUUUUGCAAACCUCAAUCCAAAACGACGUGUGUUGAAGUCCAAAGGGUUGGAGAGAGUCCCAAUCCCGGAGGUUCGUCUGUUUUGCCGAAGGGAAAAUUUCUGAUACCCAUUUCGCAAAUCAAUCAGCAAUGACUAUGGGCAAUGAGACUGUGUUCUCAAAACUAUCCGACGACGUGGUUCUUAGCAUAUUGUUCAAGCUCGAAGACGACCCUCGAUACUGGGCACGCCUCGCAUGCGUCUGCACCAAAUUCUCCUCUCUAAUCCGCAAUGUUUGUUGGAAAACCAAAUGCUCCCAAACCAUCCCUUCCAUUGUCGCCGAUCUCUUCUCCGGCCCCGGCGACUCUUCCCCGCCUGGAGGUUGGGCGGCGCUGCACAAGCUCUCUGUUUGUUGCCCGGGACUCCUCCACUCUGGCGUCCUCUUGGAGAAUUCCGAUUUUGGUCUGGAUCGCGAGCUCGGGCCCGAUGAGGAUUAUCGGAAAGCGGGUUCGUUUCAGAUCACUGUUGGAGAUGCGACAACCCCAGCUGUGGCGUCUUCGAGCCACCAUGAUGGUAAUUCAGAAGUUUCUGAUUCAUGUUCUUGGUCUUUGUUUGACGAUCUUUACUUUGAUACUUGGUACAAUGUAUCUGAAACCAUGGAUGAGACUCAAAUUGGUGUGGAGGUUGAGAACGGUGCGGUGAAAGUGGGUGGAGAUUUGCCUGUUUCUAAGACAGCGAAGAGCUGCAGACCUCUGAGGUCACAUUUGGCUUCUGGGGUGUGGAAUUUGAGUCGUGAACAGGGCAAUAAGCUUCUUGCGAGUCGCUUUCGGGGGGAUUGUUUGUACAUUUGUGACUGGCCUGGGUGCGUUCACGUGGAAGAGAAGCGAAACUAUAUGCUCUUUAGAGGGGUUUUUAAGAAUUUCAAGCGGUCUAGAGUUUGGAGGACCAUAAAUGAUGGGAAUCGGAGCAAGGUUGAUCUGAAUUGUGCUUUUUGUCCAUGUAAGGAGACUUGGGAUCUGUAUUCUGCCUUCUGUUUGAGGCGAGGUUUUGGGUACCAUGAUGAUGGGGAGCCAGUUGUUCGAGCUUAUGUUUGUGAGAAUGGGCAUGUCUCUGGGGCAUGGACUGAGUACCCAUUGUACACUUAGACGUGGUAUCCUCAAUCUGCCAGUAUGAUAAUAUUUUCUUGGGUUAUUUGUUGCUCUGCCAUCUCUAUUGCGUAGAGAGAGUAUUUAAGAAAUGUUAUUGAAUAUUAGGGGGAUGUAUCUGGCUGCUUUCAUGAUUCUUCUGGGAGUGUAUAGGGCUUUGUGGAUAAAACUGGUUUUGCCUAGGGCUUUAUACAGGCUCAGCCGUGGGUGAAAUUUUGGUUCUGAAAGGUGGGUGGUUCUUGCUGGGUUUGUUAUGGAAAGUAAGGAUUUGAUUUAUUUAUUUAUUUUUUAUUUAUUUUAAUUUUAUAGGUGAGCAUUUUUUUCUGUCCCCAAGGACUCAAGCAUGGAACCUCCCACUCCCACUGUGCUUGAGCUAGGCCUUGAGGGCUGGAAGUAAGGAUUAGAAGGUGUGAAUGAGAAGAUAUCGCAUUAUUUCUUUACCUUAUCUUUAUGCUCCUGUUUAGCCCUAAUUAGGCACCAUGACGAGUAGAGUUAAACCCUGGCUUGAUCUUUUAGAGCUUAGAAGAGGACAGAGUGACUCUAAAGAGGGUUUUUUUUCAGGUUCUUGAAUCACUUGUAAGGAGAUAAAAUAACCUGUUUAUGAUAAAUUCAAGUCAUUGAUGGGGAUAAUGUACUAUCAUAAUUUAAGAGCUGUGUUUCAUGUUU